AUCUCGAGAAAAUUUAAGAUAUGUAUAAUAUAAUUUUAUUUUUCCUUAUAUUUCAAAGUUACUUCAAAAAAUCUUUUUACCCUCUAACCCAGGCACGUAAGCAGGAAUUUAAUGUGUGGGGAGGGGGGAUAAUUAAAAUUUUUUAAAAAAAAUUAUUAUUUAAAAAUAUCAAGCGUAAAUUUUUUAGGACUAACAACUAUUUCUAAUACAAAAUUUUAAAUUAAUCUGAAUUAUAAAAAAUUAAAUAUAUAAACCAACAUAUAAAAAACUAUAAAAUAAAAGUAUAUUAAAAAAAUAUUAAGUUGAUAUACAGCAUAUAAAUCACUAUAAAAUAAAUGACCCAAAAUAGAAAUUUAAAUUAUUUGAGCCAAAUUAGUAUAAAAAAUUUAAAUGUUGAAAAUAUAAAUUAUUACACAAGUUUCUUAGGAAUAAUUGUAUUUUGUAUGUAAUAACUUAAAAGGUAUUCAUGAAAAAAUAUAUAACACAUUAAAAAAAAUAAAUCUCUUAGAAAUAUUAUUAAGAAGCAUAUUAUAAAUUUAUAAAGUAAAAUCUAAUCUUCGUUGAGAUUGGGUUAAUUUUUCAAUUAUCUUCUCCAUGAUUGGCGUCAAAUGCCUAUGAAUAUUCAAAAGGGCCAAACUAUUCAAUAUACUGUCAGAUGUUGUACUUCUUAAGAUAUCUAUCAAAUUAUGACUUCAAAGAAUCUAGUUUGGAUCUCGAACUAGUAGAGAUAUUCCAAGAGAAAUAUUUUUACCAAUCACUAAAUGAAAUGGAGGAUUUUAUACAGGGUCAGACAUUAAAUACUAUAUCAUUUCCAGCUUCUGCAAAUAUAGUUUACAAUAAAAUGUUGUCGGUUCUCAUAUUGAUUAAUAUGACUUGUGCCCAUAUGUUUAUCAAAAGACGUGACCGCAUAGCAAUGAUCAACUUCAAAAAAACGUAUGAACUGUGCAGAGCAUUCGAAACUGGAUAUAUCUUAAAGAAAAAUUAUGGUAAAUACGAGGUCUUUGUAGCUAUACAUUGGUAUAAUAUGGCCUUAUUAUCGAAAGUGUUGAAUUACAAGUCGGACUACAUAACUUACAAAAAUAAAUGUUUAGAGAUUUUGGAUGCCGCUUAUCCUUUGACUCAGUUAAAUGAACCUAAGAUCAAUAGAUCUAUAAUUGGUCUUAUGAGGAAAUUUUGCUCUACCUGACAAUGCCAUGAUAAAUAAUAUUAAAAAAUUUAAUCAUUUUUUAUUAAUAUAUAAUUAUUAAAUAAUAUUUUAUAUUUUUAUUUGUAAAAAUGUCUUGAUGAUGUUAAUAU
Gordionus sp. m RMFG-2023 is the source of this 1296-nucleotide messenger RNA. RefSeq lists its product as uncharacterized. Lineage: Eukaryota; Metazoa; Nematomorpha; Gordioida; Chordodea; Parachordodidae. The transcript is spliced from 4 exons. The record is from RefSeq and is a predicted model, not a curated record. The coding region runs from base 656 to 1186 and encodes 176 amino acids.